AUGUACCCCCUAGAUCCUAGAGCAUCGGCUGAUUCGCAGUUGGCUCUAGGACCGCGUAGUGUACCACCCCCAACUAUGUGGUCUGCCCAACCGGCACUGAAGGUGACUGUAUAAUCAUGGCAAGGGUAGGUCACCCAUGUCAACUGCCUUAGGCGCCUCCAGAGUGGAAACUCUUUACGGAGCCGACUCCGAGGUUAUGGCCGAGGCCAUAUAUAAAGUUGACCUUCCACUAGUGAGUCUGAAGAACACCCAGUCCGAAACGCUUACUAGACCACUACUGGCUAAGAAAAGGUCGCGAGAGAGAGCCGUACAUGGCGAUCUAGGAAAAGUGUUGUUCAAAGAAGAAAGAAAAGCUGCCGCAGAAAGAUGGCCAUGUAAGCAAGGUGAGGAAUUAAGAGUGUAUUCCAUCAAAGGCCAGAAAACAGCGCUCCCCGUAGUUGCUGGAUGUGGCCAAUCCGUGUUUUCAAAGGGGAGUGGCAAUGUUGGAUACCGGAAUACGGGUAUGGGCAAGUUGACAGUAAUUCCUAAAAAGAUCUUACCAGGGAAAGGUUUCAAAUUUCCAUGGAACUCAGAGUAG
Messenger RNA from Haemonchus placei, 577 nucleotides. The record is from the annotation of a GenBank genome assembly. Lineage: Eukaryota; Metazoa; Nematoda; Chromadorea; Rhabditida; Trichostrongylidae.